Molecule: messenger RNA, 777 nt
Organism: Theileria equi strain WA
Lineage: Eukaryota; Apicomplexa; Aconoidasida; Piroplasmida; Theileriidae
Product: signal peptide containing protein
Exons: 1
Coding region: 1-777 (258 amino acids)
Source: RefSeq, a predicted model, not a curated record
AUGGUAGACAAAUACUCAUCAAUCAUCCUCUUUUCGUCAAUUCUUCUGGUGAUUUCCCCAUCUUUUGACUCUGUAAACGCGUUUCCAAUUGUGCACAAAUUCCUUAUAGACUUUGAUGUUUCUGGAAAUGUACCCGGGAGGAUCAAGGUCUCCUCAUCCCUGAGGUAUUCCGGUGGACUCAACUACAGUAUAAAACAGGCGUCCAGACACACCCACGUUAUUGGCAGAAUUGUUGACGAAGAUGAAGUUUUACUAGAUGGUAAAUCGACCUACAUGAGCAGAUAUGUCCUUGUGGUUGUCAGAGACGGUGGUGCCAAAUACGUCAGGAUAACGACGAGGCGAAGAGAGGACCACAAGUACGUGACUUGGAUUAGAGAGUUUAUAAAGAGGACAGGGGCUGAGAGAUAUAUUCCAGUUAUUAGGACACCAGUUGCUAUCGAUCUAAAGACUCAGGAAAGCGACGAAUUCAUCAAGAUGGAGACUGUAAUCUGUGGGAAUAAUAACGAUGUUAUCAAGGAGUUUACCAUCCACAGGAAUAUGCAGGAUGACUUUAUAAUAGGCCAAAUACAAUAUGGCGAGUUUUUGAUUGAAGCAGUAACCUCGGAGAUCAUGGAGAGGAAGGUGGCACUGGGAAUGGUCUACAACAUUCCUUCCAUCACCAUUUUCACUCGCUACGCUGACGGGGCAGAUGUAACGACAAAGUACAAAUUUAGCAUCGACUCCAAAACGGUUCACCUCUUGGAGGAAACCAGGAAGCUUAUGGAUUUGUGUGAAUAG